Molecule: messenger RNA, 1264 nt
Organism: Brassica napus (rape)
Lineage: Eukaryota; Viridiplantae; Streptophyta; Magnoliopsida; Brassicales; Brassicaceae
Product: agamous-like MADS-box protein AGL5
Exons: 6
Coding region: 255-1073 (272 amino acids)
Biological process (GO): positive regulation of transcription by RNA polymerase II
Cellular component (GO): nucleus
Molecular function (GO): protein dimerization activity; RNA polymerase II cis-regulatory region sequence-specific DNA binding; DNA-binding transcription factor activity, RNA polymerase II-specific
Source: RefSeq, a predicted model, not a curated record
AAUUAAUAAGAAUAGUAUCUUUAGCCAAGAACAUUUUAAUUCUCUUAGCUAGAUUUCAUCUUCCCUUCUCACUUCUCCUUCUUUUAUUUCUGAUCACAGUCUUACAAACCCAGGUAUAACAAUUAAUAUGACGCACACUAAGUUAACCUAAAAACUCAAGUUUUAUAAUCAGAGGUUCUUCCUUUUUUUUCUUCAUCCAAUUCUUGAAUCUUGGAGUGUUUUUCAUUUCAUCUUCUUUUUUUGGGUUGAUAUAAAUGGAGGGUGGUGCGAGUGAUGAGGUAGCAGAGAGCAGCAAGAAGAUAGGGAGAGGGAAGAUAGAGAUAAAGAGGAUAGAGAACACCACGAAUCGCCAAGUCACUUUCUGCAAAAGACGCAAUGGUCUGCUUAAGAAAGCUUAUGAGCUCUCUGUCUUGUGUGACGCUGAGGUUGCUCUUGUCAUCUUCUCCACUCGAGGUCGUCUCUACGAGUACGCCAACAACAGUGUAAGAGGAACGAUUGAAAGGUACAAGAAAGCUUGCUCCGACGCUGUUAAUCCUCCUUCCGUCACCGAAGCUAAUACUCAGUACUAUCAGCAAGAAUCGUCUAAGCUACGGAGACAGAUCCGGGACAUUCAGAAUCUGAACAGACACAUUCUUGGUGAAUCUCUUGGUUCCUUGAACCUCAAGGAGCUCAAGAACCUGGAAGGUAGGCUUGAGAAAGGCAUCGGUCGUGUCCGCUCCAAGAAGGUUAAUAACUUUCACUUCCUUCAAUCCCUUUAUAUGCUUCGACUUGAUCUGAUUCUUGACCCUUACGUUUUAUUCUUGGCCCAGCAUGAGAUGCUAGUUGCAGAGAUAGAGUACAUGCAAAAAAGGGAGAUCGAGCUUCAAAACGAUAACAUGUAUCUUCGAUCCAAGAUUAGUGAAAGAGCAGGAAUGCAGCAGCAGGAAGCGAGUGUGAUACAUCAACAAGGGACGGUUUACGAGUCGUCUUCUCAUCAGUCGGAGCAGUACAACCGGAACUAUAUUCCGGUUAACCUUCUUGAACCAAAUCAGAACUCCUCCGACCAAAACCAACCACCUCUCCAACUUGUUUAAGUAAAGUCUAAUCAACAAAAUAAGCUCCUUAUGCAUAUGUCUAUUCAUGUUACAAUUAUGGUUAAACAACUUAAAAUAAAGACGGGUAACGAUUUGAGAGGGACCUAAGUUACAUAUGUACCUUGAUUAUUUAUAUGUAAUGUAUUGUGUACGUUCCAGCUAGUAACUUUAAGACAAGAGACUUAACUAAA